CACAGAGAAGGCACUCAGAGGGAUUUCAGUCUCCUCUUAGUGAGCUCUCCUGCUUCAGUCCUCUUUGCUCUUUCUCUGUCUGUGCCCUCCCCUUGAAGAUAACCAUGAGCAUCCGCACCAUCAGCCUCAGUGGUGGCAAAGGUGGCAUGGGAGGUGGAGGUGGCAGAACGAGUUUCUCAAGCUAUUCCGCCUAUGCUGUACCCUCGGGCUCAAGGAUCAGCUCUACUACUGUUCGCCGCUCUGGCUUCGGCCUCGGUGGUGGUGGCGGCGGCGGUGGUGGUGGCUCUACCAUCAGCUACAGCAUGAGCAGCGGAGGAGCCUUGAGUGCAGCAGGUGGAGGAGGUUAUGGAGGUGGCUUUGGCAGUGGAGGUGGCUUUGGCAGUGGAGGUGGCUUUGGCAGUGCAGCUGGCUUUGGAAGUAGAGGUGGCUUUGGCGGUGGCGGUGGGUUUGGCGGUGCCGGUGGGUUUGGCGGUGCCGGUGGGUUUGGCGGUGGCGCUGGGUUUGGCGGUGCCGGUGGGUUUGUGCCACCCCCCAUCACAGCUGUCACUGUCAACUCAAGCCUCCUUCAGCCCCUCAAUCUAGAGAUCGACCCCAACAUCCAGGUCGUCCGCACACAAGAGAAAGAGCAGAUUAAGACACUCAACAACCGCUUCGCUUCCUUCAUCGACAAGGUACGUUUCCUGGAGCAACAGAACAAGAUGCUCGAGACCAAAUGGAGCCUCCUUCAGGAACAGACCACCACCCGCUCCAACAUCGACGCCAUGUUCGAGGCCUACAUUGCCAACCUCCGCAGACAGCUGGACGGUCUUGGAAAUGAGAAGAUGAAGCUGGAGGGAGAGCUGAAGAACAUGCAGGGUCUGGUGGAGGACUUCAAGAACAAAUAUGAGGAUGAAAUCAACAAGCGCGCCUCUGUGGAGAACGAAUUCGUCCUGCUGAAGAAGGAUGUCGAUGGGGCCUACAUGGGCAAGAUUGAGCUUGAGGCUAAAGUUGAUGCCCUUCAGGAUGAGAUCAACUUCCUCAGGGCCAUCUAUGAGGAGGAGCUGCGUGAACUUCAGGGACAAAUCAAGGACACAUCGGUCAUCGUGGAGAUGGACAACAGUCGCAACCUGGACAUGGAUGCCAUUGUGGCCGAGGUCCGCGCUCAGUACGAGGACAUCGCCAACCGCAGCCGUGCCGAGGCCGAGUCGUGGUACAAGCAGAAGUUUGAGGAGAUGCAGUCGUCUGCUGGCCAAUAUGGAGACGACCUCCGCAACACCAAGGCUGAGAUCGCAGAGCUCAACCGCAUGAUCAGCCGACUCCAGAAUGAAAUUGAGGCUGUUAAGGGACAGCGAGCCAACCUGGAGGCUCAGAUUGCAGAGGCAGAGGAGCGAGGAGAGCUGGCAGUGAAGGAUGCCAAACUCCGCAUUAAGGACCUGGAGGAGGCCCUGCAGAGAGCCAAGCAGGACAUGGCACGGCAAGUGCGCGAGUACCAGGAGCUCAUGAACGUCAAACUGGCCCUGGACAUUGAGAUCGCCACUUACAGGAAGCUCCUGGAAGGAGAGGAGACCAGGAUCGCCUCUGGUGGCGGAAGCGCAACCAUCCAUAUUCAGGAGAGCUCCAGUGGUGGUGGUGGUUCUGGAUUCGGUGGUGGUUUCGGCUAUGGUGGCGGCGCUGGUGGAGCUGGCUUUGGCAUGGGUGGCGGCGGUGCUGGAGGUGGCUUUGGCCUGGGUGGCGGCCUGGGUGGCGGCCUUGGCCUGGGUGGCGGCCUGGGUGGCGGCGUCGGCUUUGGCGGCGGUUCCAGUCUCAGCCUGGGUGGAGGGGGAGGUUCAAUGACCAUGACCCGCUCCUCCACAGUACAGCAACGUCGCUUAUAAACACACAAUGUCCCUCCAAACCCCCCCCACCCAACUCUCCGCUCCAUCUUCUACUGAAUAACUUCCACUCAGAACCUGCCACUGAGUAUCUAAGAAUUUCUCAGCAUCCCUUCUCUUCUUCAUCUUCUCACCACACUGAAUGUAUUCCUAGAGUAUCUGCUGACAUGUAUCAAAUAUGUUUACAUGUGUUCAGCACAGAGCAAAGCUACUCAACGCACCACGAGCUCAGUGGAUGCUCUAGGUCUACAGCGUGGGUUUGAUCAGGUCUAGUUCUCUUAGGCUUCUGCUCUUUGUUCUAUGAAAUGCUUCUCCGACAGCUAAAGAGAGAGACAUAGCAAGGAGCUCACCUUCUUUCACUGCCAGCCUGACCAAUGUCUGUUGUUUAGUGUUAGGAAAACUCAAAAAAUGAAGCAAAUUGUUUGGACCAUGGUCACUCCGCUCAGCACUGCCAACAGUUUGCUGCACUUUUUGAAAAGCACUCAUGGUGUAAGAAAAGCUCAGCAAUGUUCUUGAGGAUAGAGCAGCUGUAUGAUCAGCCUCCGAGUUCCCCAGCUUUGCUUCCUGGAUGCGAUGGACUAAGUGGAGAUCUUUGGAACGGCUGUUGCCACAGUCUGCUGUACUCUCUCUGUCUCAAAGGCCGAUUGGCGCAUAAAGAUUUGUGCAAUGUGAUUGACCUGCCACCGCAAAACCUGAAUAAAAGUCAAUUCUGUACACUUAA
Molecule: messenger RNA, 2571 nt
Organism: Pygocentrus nattereri (red-bellied piranha)
Lineage: Eukaryota; Metazoa; Chordata; Actinopteri; Characiformes; Serrasalmidae
Gene: krt5
Product: keratin 5
Exons: 9
Coding region: 105-1853 (582 amino acids)
Biological process (GO): keratinization; intermediate filament organization
Cellular component (GO): keratin filament
Molecular function (GO): structural constituent of skin epidermis
Source: RefSeq, a predicted model, not a curated record